GGCCCGAGGCGGGCGGGGAGUGGACGCGGGCGGCCCCACGCGCCGGGGGAGGGGGCGCCGGGAGGCGGGGGGCCAGCGGCGUCUCGCGGAGGGCGGGGCGGCUCCCACCUGCCCGCACGCCAGCCGGGAGGCUCCGCGGUCCCCGCCCCUCCCCCGCUGCCCCCGCUCCUCCCUCGCUGGCUCGCUCCCUCCCUUCCUCCCUCCCCCAGGGCUUCGGCGGCGGCGGCGUCGGCGGCGCUCGGCGCGGGUAGGUCCCCCUGCUGCCCGGUCCCAUUUGUUGCGGAGUCUGGCUCGGGACGGCCGCGGCACGCGGAGCUCCAGAAGAGCCCGACAGGGCAGCCGCGCAGCCACGACGGAGCAGCCGCGGGACUGGCCUCCCCGCGCCCCCUUCGCUGCCGUGCCCUUCCCCGGCGCGCUCACUCCCUUCUCAGGAUGGGAUUGUAGCGGCGGCGCGGACUCGGCGGGGAUCGCGGCGGAGGCGGCGGCGGCGGCGGCGGCGGCGGCCGAGCGGGGCUCCAUGUUUUCCCCCGACCAGGAAGAGCACUGCGCCCCUAAUAAGGAGCCGGUGAAAUACGGGGAGCUGGUGGUACUGGGGUACAAUGGUGCUCUACCUAAUGGAGACAGAGGCCGGAGGAAAAGCAGAUUUGCUCUCUACAAGCGGCCGAAGGCUAACGGAGUCAAGCCCAGCACGGUCCACGUGAUAUCCACGCCGCAGGCGGGCAAGGCUAUCAGCUGCAAAGGUCAACACAGCAUAUCGUACACUCUGUCGAGGAAUCAGACUGUGGUGGUCGAGUACACACAUGAUAAAGAUACAGAUAUGUUUCAGGUGGGCAGAUCGACAGAAAGCCCUAUUGACUUCGUCGUUACAGACACAAUUUCUGGCAGUCAGAACAAUGACGAAGCCCAAAUUACACAAAGCACCAUAUCCAGGUUUGCCUGCAGGAUAGUCUGUGACAGGAAUGAACCUUACACAGCACGAAUAUUUGCAGCCGGAUUUGACUCUUCCAAAAACAUAUUUCUCGGAGAAAAGGCAGCAAAGUGGAAAAACCCCGACGGCCACAUGGAUGGGCUCACGACAAAUGGCGUCCUGGUGAUGCAUCCCAGAGGGGGCUUCACGGAGGAGUCCCAGCCCGGCGUCUGGCGCGAGAUCUCCGUCUGUGGGGACGUGUACACCUUGCGAGAGACCAGGUCUGCGCAGCAGAGGGGAAAGCUGGUGGAAAGUGAGACCAACGUCCUGCAGGACGGCUCCCUCAUCGACCUGUGCGGGGCCACACUCCUCUGGAGAACGGCCGACGGCCUCUUUCACACCCCAACGCAGAAGCACAUCGAGGCCCUCCGACAAGAGAUCAACGCCGCGCGGCCACAGUGUCCGGUGGGGCUCAACACCUUGGCCUUCCCCAGCAUCAACAGGAAGGAGGUGGUGGAGGAGAAACAGCCCUGGGCCUACCUCAGCUGCGGCCACGUGCACGGCUACCACGACUGGGGCCAUCGGAGCGACACGGAGGCCAAUGAGCGGGAGUGUCCCAUGUGCAGGACUGUGGGCCCCUACGUGCCGCUCUGGCUGGGCUGCGAAGCAGGCUUUUAUGUGGACGCGGGGCCGCCCACUCACGCUUUCACCCCUUGUGGACACGUGUGCUCAGAGAAGUCUGCCAAAUAUUGGUCUCAGAUCCCGCUGCCUCACGGAACGCACGCAUUUCAUGCCGCCUGCCCUUUCUGCGCCACACAGCUGGUUGGGGAGCAAAACUGCAUCAAAUUAAUUUUCCAGGGUCCCGUUGACUGAUAACCUCAACAGCCAUCUGCGACUUUAUUAACAAGUUACUGUGAAGAUUUUGCCACUAACUCUAGAUUUUACCUUUUUUAUAAUGCCAUUUAUUAAGGGGAGGGGGUGUCCUGAGGCUGGGAGAAAAAAGGGGCACAGUGAUGAGACAUGCCAGGAGUUGGAGAACGGUGGUGUGUUGCAUGCUCAGAACAGCAGCAUCGUCACUGAAGUCUGCUUGAUUAAAACCAUGAUACCUUUGUAACAUUUGGAUUUAAAAUGCCAUGCUUUAAUUUUAACCUUGGGUUUUUUAAACAGGUUUUCCUAGUUAAACUUGGACAGGACUUUAAAUCCUAUCUUACAAACGUAGAAGAAAUUUAUUCAAAAGUUGUUGGCUUUUAAUUGCGACCUUCAGUGCUGCGUGGCAUAGGUGUGAGACUUGCCGUGCCUGGAAAACACUUGAUACAGGUUAGACUCUGACCAGAUACCAAAGGCGUGGCUCUAUAAGAUGUUGUUGGGGGACAGGAGACCUUAGGCACAGGUGUCUGUUUUGAAUCUGGGGCUUUUUUCUAAUUUUUCUUUUGAGGGAAGGGAAUAUCCAUAUGUUAUCAUGGGGUUUUUUUUAAACUUCAGUGGGAUUCAAUUACGUUAUACAGACAUUCAUCAAAUACCUUGGCAUUUCAAAUGAAGAAUUUUCCGUAACUUUGUAGUCUGCCUUUUGUUAUUUUGGUCUAGUAUGGUCUGUCCCCAAGACUCAUCUUGUAUGGCCAGAACUGUUUGGUUGAUUAAAAUGUGGUAACUCUUAAAAAACCAUUAACUGAGGGUGAUUAUUGCAGCAGUAAACCCGGCCCAGGUAAGAUAAUAUGAAGCUUAUUUGCUUACUGAAUUAUUUAAGAGUGAUUAAAAAUAAGAGUUUACUUUUUAAAACCACUUGUUGGGAUUUCCUAAGUUUUCUUUUUUCUUCCUUAAGAAAGCCAAAAUUCUGUGAGCCUAAAAGCAGCAAAUCACGAUACAGCCACUUUUGUUCACUCCCUUUCUGCCAUCUGUCACCUUCCCUUGCAGCUUACGGAGCCCUGUGAGUUUUGAAAAUGUUUGCAAAUCAAACUAAAUUUAAAUGUGAUCAUUAGAUAUACACAACACCAAGUGGUACAUCUGCAGAGAUCAUUUGAAAUUCCUGAUUUCAAGAGAGCAAAUGAGUGUUUACUGAGGAAUUAUUAAAUCAGAAUUUCAUAUGAGCACCACCAUCCCUCCCUGUUAGUUGCAUUUCAUUUUGAGUAAUAACUCAAUAACUCUUGGGUGUUCAUUCUCUGCUGGGUACCGGUGUAUCACUGUUCCCAGGAUGUAACAAUCCUUUAGGACAUGUGACCACCAGAGCUGGCUGGGAUGAAAUCAAUUCCUGCCACAUGGAGAGGGUAUUUAUUUAAAUUAACAUGCUUUUAAAUUGACCGUUGCAGAUUUGUGCUCCAUUUUUUAACCUUUGUAAAGAUGUGUGAUUUGUAUGAUCCUAAUACACUGUAUUCCUAUUUUGUUUUUC
This is a messenger RNA of Vicugna pacos (alpaca), 3290 nucleotides long. It is a transcript of the gene PELI2, whose product is annotated as pellino E3 ubiquitin protein ligase family member 2. Gene Ontology annotation, molecular function: protein binding; ubiquitin protein ligase activity. The record is from RefSeq and is a predicted model, not a curated record. Gene Ontology annotation, biological process: protein polyubiquitination; regulation of Toll signaling pathway. NCBI's taxonomy places the organism in Eukaryota, Metazoa, Chordata, Mammalia, Artiodactyla, Camelidae.